CAAGUUUGCCUGGGCAAUCUUGCAAUGAGCGAAAUAAGCAUGCUGCGAUAAAUCGACUUUGACUUACAUUCCUUUUAGUAUAACACAGGAAUAUAUUGAACUGUUGCGUUAGUCAUUUCGCGCAUGGACAUCGUUAUUAGGCUUUGACGACUUCUAAGGACUCCGCGCGCUGUGACUUCGGCAAGCAUCUUAAGCACAGCUAUAGGUUGGACAUUACAUCGCAACCAUGGCGGAGCAACAAUUUGAAGACAUGGAGGCCUUCCUGCGUGUGGCCAAGUAUACCCUAGUGAAGUUUACGGACAUGAACACCGAGAUGAAGGAGGAGGCCAUGGACAUCUGUAUCACAGCAGUCGAGAAGUAUCCAAAUGAUGCCGAGAAGUGCACACAGAUGAUCAAAGACCAAAUGGAUAAGAAAUUCGGCGCACCAUGGCAUGUGGUUGUGGGGAAAGGCUUCUCUUAUGAGAUCACGUACGAGGUCCGGAACUUGCUCUACAUUUACGUCGGAGGGAGGACAGCGGUGCUGCUCUGGAAGAUGUAGACGUAGAACAGAAGCUGGGCGAGCCUGAGAGGCCAGGGCAUAUCGUGUGGAUGUGGAUGUGCGGCGCAGGAUAGUUACAUUAACCAUUUAGGCAUAGGCCUUUGAGCCAUAGGCCCAUGCUGACUGACGUGCAUGAGGGGCACGUAUGUCUCAGGGUUUGUUGGCAGCGGUGGGAACGACUUGCGGUGGACCUAGCCGUGUGCUGUGCGUGGGAGCAGGCCUUUCCUGCACCUUUAGACGUGUUUUCAGGAAUUGUAGCUUGGGGUUGUGCAUGCAUGGCCUGAUGUUCGGGGCAUUGCAAGGAGGCUUGUCUACCCACGGCCAUGGCCACUUGCCGGGUCGGUGGUGCGAACGGUGUAUUGGGGCUGCGGAUUGUGGCUACUAUGGCAAGCGUUCACAAAUGUAAUUAAUUUCGGGUUGUGAACUUGUGUGGCCCCCUGUCAGUGGGGUGUAAAAACGAUGACAGUACGGCUACCUGUCGCAGUACAACCAAGAUGACUUGUUU
Volvox carteri f. nagariensis is the source of this 1043-nucleotide messenger RNA. It is a transcript of the gene mot24, whose product is annotated as dynein light chain, type I. Gene Ontology annotation, cellular component: dynein complex. NCBI's taxonomy places the organism in Eukaryota, Viridiplantae, Chlorophyta, Chlorophyceae, Chlamydomonadales, Volvocaceae. The coding region runs from base 227 to 538 and encodes 103 amino acids. The transcript has 4 exons. Gene Ontology annotation, molecular function: dynein light intermediate chain binding; dynein intermediate chain binding. The record is from RefSeq and is a predicted model, not a curated record. Gene Ontology annotation, biological process: microtubule-based process.